This is a messenger RNA of Austrofundulus limnaeus, 2901 nucleotides long. It is a transcript of the gene arhgef38, whose product is annotated as Rho guanine nucleotide exchange factor (GEF) 38. Gene Ontology annotation, biological process: intracellular signal transduction. The coding region runs from base 67 to 2487 and encodes 806 amino acids. NCBI's taxonomy places the organism in Eukaryota, Metazoa, Chordata, Actinopteri, Cyprinodontiformes, Rivulidae. The record is from RefSeq and is a predicted model, not a curated record. The transcript has 14 exons. Gene Ontology annotation, molecular function: protein binding; guanyl-nucleotide exchange factor activity. Gene Ontology annotation, cellular component: cytoplasm.
UCUCUCUUUAUUCCCUUCUUUUCCCCUUUACCAACCUGAGAGCACAGGAGGACUGGGAAACUCACCAUGGAUCCCAAGGAGGGCAGCAGUACUGAGAAGGAGAAAGAGAAGGAGAAAGUGAUCAAAAGGAGGAACCGUCCCAUGUUUAUUCGUUACCUGGAGAGGAGGAAGACGGACACUAUAGUAGCUGAUGACAUGGCCAAUGGUGACAUUAACCUGGGGACGCUGGUGAGGAGGAGUCAGUCUGAUAAGACGGAGUACAGCGCCAAACUUAAAGAAAAACUGAUGCCACACAACCUGUCCACCCUCCCCUCUCCCAUACUGGACCUAGAGGAGCUCCGUGCGAGGAAGAUGAAGCACAGGGCGAAAGUGAUAAAGGAGCUUGUUCAGACUGAAAAGGACUACCUCACUGACUUGGAGUUGUGCAUCAGAGAAGUGGUUCACCCUUUACGUAAUCUGCAGAUAAUAGAUGUGGAUCGACUCUUCACCAACAUGGAGACGUUGUGUGAGGUGUCGGCAGCACUUCUCCACAGACUGAACGAGGCCAUAGACGAGCCAGAUCCAGAGGCAGUUGUCAUAGGUGAUGUGUUCAUCCAGGCAAAGGCAGCUUUAGAAGACGUGUAUAAGAUUUACUGUUACCACCAUGACGAUGCAAACUCGUCGCUCAAAUCCUACGAGAAGGAGGAACAAAUCAAGCAACAUUUCAUUGCAUGUGUAUUAGCUCUGAAAAAAAUCUAUGACCAAGAAGGAAAGCCUAAUUUGUUGGACAUGGGCUCACUGAUCAUCAAACCCGUCCAACGGAUCAUGAAGUACCCGCUGCUGCUCGGUGAACUGUGGCAGGCUACCCCAGAAGACCACCCGGACUAUCUGCCACUGCAGGAGGCUUUGACAGCUGCUAAGAUCAUAAAUGUGAACAUCAAUGAGUUCAAGAGGCGAAAGGAUAUCGUUAUGAAGUACAAGAGGUCAGAAGAUGAAGGAACGUUGAGAGGCAAACUAAACAAGCUUAACAUCCAUUCCAUUCGGAAGAAAUCAGACAGGUUUGCUGGUUAUCUAAAGAUUCUCACUGGAGUUGAACCACAGGUGAGAGAUGAAGUGUUUGACAGAGAAGAGAAACUGUUCAGGAGUUUGGAGAAAGCUGUGAGGCAACUGGUCAAGAACGUCCACUGCUACAUGCAACAUAUUCAGGAGAUGGUGUCUGUGGCUGUUCAGAAUGUGAAGGAAAUAGAAAAUAUCAUCAAAGAUCCCAGCAAAAAUGACCUGAAUGGUUCAUCACACAACAACAGCAACGAUCCGUACAAGUACCUUAAAGACAGAAUGGAGCGUUUGGUCUUGGCCCCGCUGUCCUGCCUGCAGGGCAUGUUCACAGCUCCACAGAAACUCAUCCAGAAGCGCUACGACAAACUGCUGGAUUACUGCAGCCGCCUUGAGCGCUCGUCCUCUAAUUCAUCUUCGUCAUCUCCCUCGUCUUCCUCCUCUUCGCUUGCAUCAGAAGUUCCUCCUGGACUUGCCAAGAGGGAUUAUGAAGCUCUGAAUGCUUUGCUGGUGGAGGAGCUGCAGAGGUUCAACAUGGCGGCUCACCUGAUCCUGACUAACUGUUUGGUGUGUUUGGUAGCCCUUCUCAGGGGGCUUAUGGGUAAUGCGUUGGUUGGUGCUCCAUCUGCCCAGCAACUACCACCUCCACUGUCCAACAUUGCUGAAGUGCAGAACAGCAUAAUGGAUGAGCUGAACAACCUGACGUUUGUCAAGGACAACGCACAGAAGCUGAUUGAGAGAAAAGUCAGCUUUGAGAGACGAGACAAGAAAACAGCAGUGCCAGAGGUGCAGCAUCAGACGGAGGAACAGCGCGCCUGGCUGCUGUCAGAAUACCCUCUGAGCCGUCUGUACCAGCUGAAGAGGAAGUGCAACGGCUGCCAGGAGCAGGACCUCAGCCUGCUGGAGGGAGAGCUGGUGGCCCUGUUGGAGGACACAGACCCUUUAGGCAGCAGCAGCCGCUGGCUGGUGGACACUGGAGGAGCCCAAGGCUACGUCUACUCCACAUUCCUGAAGCAGUACAACCCCCUGAGGGACUCCCAGAGGUCAGGCCAGAGGGCCAAAGAGCAGCAGCAGCAGCAGCCUGCGCAGCCGCCUGCCAUGGACGAUGAGGACUUUGAUGACCUCAGCCUGUUCGUGUCAGGAAGCGGCAGCAGCAGCCUGCGCAGCAUCAACCUCAGCGCCAACGACAGCAGCUCGUCCCUCUCCAGUCUGCAGCUGGAGCUGGAGAGCGGGGAGGAACUGGUGGAUGCAGUAGAUACAGAUGCUCAGCAGUUUUAUGCUGUGUACGCGUUUCAAGCCCGCUGUGACCAGGAACUGUCCCUGCAGGAGUACCAGCAUGUCCGCAUACUCAAGUUCUGUGACCUGGGGGGCAACAAAGAGUGGUGGUUGGCUGAGGCUAAUGGACAGAAAGGAUACGUCCCUGCCAACUAUCUUGGCAGAAUGUCCUACGCAUAAAAUAACAAUAUUUAAUUUUUAAAAAUUUUAUUUUAUACAAUUUUAAUAAAAAAUGUAUGUCUGCUUUGUAUUUUCUGCACUUUUCAAAUGUCACUUGUCUCAUGUUGAUCUUAAUCAGAACUGCUAUUGUGAACAUUUUGUGAGAAAGCUUACCAGUGGUAUUUAACCUACGAAUUGGUUUGAAUGUAAAUGAAUCUAUAUGGAUAAUCAGAUGAACUAUUCUGAGCACUUUUUUGUAUUCCAGUGUUUAAAUCGAUGAAGUAACAAAGUCAUGAAGAAAACUGAACAUGUGAAGUGAUUCUUGGAGAAUCUUUGAAACGAUUUAUGAAGUAUAUUUUAAAUGAUUUAUGAAGAAUAUUGUCUGUCCAUUUUCCAUUUAUCUUUAAAUAAAAAAAUAUAUUGGUUACAUCAAAA